This is a messenger RNA of Pseudo-nitzschia multistriata, 3934 nucleotides long. The record is from the annotation of a GenBank genome assembly. Lineage: Eukaryota; Bacillariophyta; Bacillariophyceae; Bacillariales; Bacillariaceae.
UAUUCCACUGAAGAGGCUCUUCUUAGAGAGCUCAAGAACGCUGGCAAUUGCGGAGGGAUCAACGGAUAGACAACCRAGAUCUUAAUUCUAUCGAAGCCAAGACAGAAACGGGCGGAAAGCAAGAGUGACCACUGGCUCCAAAGAAUAGAAGCAGGCUGUCUCGAUCGAAGCAACUCGAAAUCGCGUCGAGACGAUGGCUUUGGGUUCCGAACCAGAGGGACCACCGAGGUCGCCCGAAGCGACCAUUCGCGUGGCAGGUGGCGACGAAGCAAUCAAAUCGACGGUGAAAAGCCUGCGCAAACUCAUGGGUGGAAUCUGCGACCCGCGCAAAAACAAUGCCGACGGAAGCGGCGAGGAGGAGGAAGACAAUCAAUACGACUUGUAUCUUCACGAGCAGUACCAGCAUUAUCUUCACGAUCAGGAUCGGCAUCAGGAUCGGCAUCAGGAUCGGCAUCAGGAUCAGCAUCAGGAUCAGCAUCGCCCCACCCACGAUCCGACUUGGAGUCCGCCCGUACGACCGUCUAGUCCUAGUGCUACCGAUGGAGCCACCACCGUUGUCGCAAGUAGCACCWGCAAGAAUGACGACAGCAACAAUCCUCCUCCGCUGGUAGACGGGAAUGGAGCGACAGCGACACCUUCCGAAGAGAAGGAUUCUSUCGAUAGCAUGGACAGKGCCAAAAAAGUGUUGUUCCCCAACGAARAAAACGACGAACCGCUCGUGGASGAAACAACACCAAUCUUCGAAGAAUCAUGCGACAACAGCAUCAUUAGCAACAMCAGCARCACCAACUUGGAAAUUGAUCCGAUUCCAGAACAGCGGCAUCCUCGUGAUCAUUUGCACGUCUGGACCCGCACUUUGUUGUCUAUCGCAGCCCUCGUUUUUCUGGCAUUGGGAACUACGAUUCUAUGUAUGCAAACGACCGAUACAGAAGGUCUCAAYAUCAACGAAGUCUUAGACCGCAUACGGAAGUAUCGUCGCACAACCCAUCUCCAGGAAAGGUCGRCCAUACACCCUGCUUCUGUCACCAAUGACGUCGACAGCACCAUUCGUGAGGCAUCGCUGCCGCCAAAAACUCGGCGAACAACAGAAGAAACCAACGACCAUGCCAAGGAACCCAAUAGUUGGCUCGACACUAUGUACGACGACGCAGAGGAGAUUCUUCGAUUGACUUACGAUCGAACCCAGUUGUAUCUACGAGAGGCAGUGGGGGAGAUCCUGGAGACUCUAGGUCAUCAGAAAAAUAAGGUGCUAGAAAAAAUCUAUGAACACCACGAAACCAUUCAAUCAGAGCAAUUCAACGAGCCCGAGCUAUCCCUCAACGGCAUCACGAAGUAUUACUCCGAACUCGUAGAUAUUCGAAACGUAACGGUYGCYCUGGARCUCUUUCUAAAAUAUUUUAGCGGCAACAGCACGUGGGAACAGAUGGGGAUCAAUGUGAUAUCCAAAGAGUAUUUUACGCAGUACAUUCCGAAGACCCUGGAGCUUGUUCGAGGAGAGGCAAACCUCGAACACGUCCACAAAAUAUGGACGUCCGACCUCACGAAACGCAUCCGGAAUAUGAGGGUCUUUGACGAAGACGACAUCUACAACAAACUGAACGAGAUAGGUGAUACUAUAGCCAGGUUCUACCACGAGAGUGGAUUGCACCAAUACGUCGAACGGCUCGAACAAAAGCUAGCGGACGCCGUAGGCGAAACGAACAUGACUAUCGUGGAUGCGAUGCGGGCAGAGAUCCUGGACCGGCUCGCUGAGUACUAYCAAAACAAUCCGUUGAGCGAUUAUUUGCAGUUGCGACCACUGCUUUCCUCGGACAUCGCGGGUGUCGACGAAGCGACCGCGUCUGGAGCUUCCUCGGAUGAAUGCGCGACGRCCGGCGCCGAUUCCACGCCAGAGCGGGAAACAGACGAGCUCGACCAAGCCGAGACGGGCCUCGACACGGACGAACGAGGCGCCGAAGAAGAAGAGGUUCAAAUCGUCGACCGCGAUCCAUCAGGCUCCGACGAGGAAUCCGAACUCCUCGUUGAUACUGUCCAAGACAACCCUAUAGAAACGAACGACCCUUCAUCUAUAGAAGAAGAAGAAGAAGAAGGAGAAAGAGAAGAGUCCAGCCCAACGACGGAAUCGAACCCGUCGAUUUCUGAUGUGGAUGUUGUCGAUGCAGAGCUCGACGACACGUUGGAACCAGAGGAUGACUCGGACGCAACCACCACUGAAGACGAAACUAUCGGCAAACACGCAGACGAGGCUGCCGACUUGAUUGAGUCUGACSAAGAACCCAAGCUCCCUGCAGACCCUACCAUAGCCGACUCGUCGAGUGGSACUGAUAACUCCCUAYUGACAGAAAUGGAGGGUUCCAUCCCAAAGAUGGAAUCAAAGCCUUCGCUUUCUGAURUGGGUGUURUCGAUGCAGAAUUUCACGCAACACUAGAACCAGAUAUGAAUAUUGAGGGAAGCGAAACCAAUGACAAAAAUUCAGACGAAACCGUCAACUUGAACAUCGCAGACCAAGAGCCAGAUGUGCCUGCCGAGACUGCCWCAACUGACUCUGUUGACACGGAGCAAUCCUUGCGAACAGAAAUAGAGGAAUACAACACAACGACGGAAUCGAAUCCGAUGGAUUUCGACGAGGGUGUCAUCGGCGUAGAGCUCGAUGAAACGAUUGAGCAAGAGAAAGACCCAAAGAUAUCUAUACCUGCGGAGGAAUACGACAUCAUCAACRAGRAAAAACCUCUGGUAUACGAURAAGUGRAUCUUCAAAACCCAAACGACAGCGACCAGGACAUGCUUGUACCAAAAAAAGCAKUAGAUGGAGAUAGCGACGGCUUGUCUUCGGGAGAGGAGCAUUCGAUCAAGUCCGACGUCAAAGAAUCACUCGGCAAAACAACUACAAAAGAACAAGCUGGAGAGGAACACGAUGAUCAACCGGAAGGCACCGAUAUACUUGACGAAGCAUCGAYAGCCUCUGAGAAUCCCGAAUUGACCACUGACGAAUCUACUCCUGAUGACUCUCUCGCCGAUGAAUCAUCGCAAGGUGAUGAAAGAAUACCCAGCGAGCUGCACAAUAGCAUUCCAAUGGGAACGUUCCCCUCGGAAAACAAAGAAAAAGGUGGCGAGGCAAAAGAUGCGGACAGUGAUAUUCAAACCGUGUCUUCUGAGGACCACGGCACCGGCGACGAAAUUGGUGAAGAUUUGGAAGCAUCKUCAUCGCAAUCAAUUCCACCAUCGGAUGUGUCGGACGCUGACAUCAAAGAAAUCGCUGUCGAAAGCCCAAUUCAAAAGCCGGCUGAGUUGGGCGCACACGACUCUAAAGAUGAAGAGGAUGGUACCGAUGGUGAAAACCUACUCGUAGUCUCAGCUGAAACACUAGAUUCUCAGCACUCUAUCAUCGAAGAAGCUACRCCAGAUAGCKAUAAAGAACGAAACUCGGUUCGGGGACACGAUGAAACAGAUGUACACGACCAGAAAGAUUCUGGUAAUCCUGAAAUUCUAGAUGARGGGAAUUUGAUCAGCUCCGAUAAUGAACGUGAUUCGACUAUUCAAUCUCCACAAAYGCCCACCUSRGCCCAGCCAGCACGAGAUGUUCCCGAUAAUAUUCCAGAUAUGAUCAAGGGUAUAGAAUAUCACAUGACUAAGAUGGAGCAAUCAGUAGCACCCGAUCUCGAUAAAAAAUGCUCAUCGGUCGAAUGUAUGAUUGAAGAAAUAGAGGCAAUUGUAGACAGAACAAGAACGGAAAGCUACGCCGCUAGAAAAUACGAUGCAGCGGACAAUUUCGAGGAKAGGAAUCCAGUUGUUUCAAAGCCCUUGUCGGUGAGACGUCGCUGGAACUCUCUUCAGGGAUGGAUGCAGAGAAGGUAACAGUGGAUGAUAACAUCAUGAAAACUCCCUCUAUUUUAUCGGAAAUCGUUAUUCUGGCUUAUGCUUAAUGAUAUUUAC